Penicillium manginii is the source of this 1809-nucleotide messenger RNA. RefSeq names its product Zn(II)2Cys6 transcription factor domain-containing protein. Bases 1 to 1809 code for a protein of 602 amino acids. Gene Ontology annotation, molecular function: DNA-binding transcription factor activity, RNA polymerase II-specific; zinc ion binding. Gene Ontology annotation, biological process: regulation of DNA-templated transcription. The record is from RefSeq and is a predicted model, not a curated record. The transcript has 2 exons. Lineage: Eukaryota; Fungi; Ascomycota; Eurotiomycetes; Eurotiales; Aspergillaceae.
AUGACCGAGAAACGAAGGAGAAGGACGGGCUGCCUGACAUGCCGCACCAGACGGGUAAAAUGCGACGAGAGAAAGCCAGAUUGUGAACGCUGUGAGGUUGCCAAUAUAGAAUGUACUGGAUACGCGGAGAAACGGCGGGUGAAGACCAGACAUCUGGGACAAAUCACAACCACAACAGAGGCUCAAAAUGGCGGUUCGUCACUUCCGGCAAGUCUCACUAAACAUGAGUAUGUGCAGCCAAAAACUCGCGAAGAUGGAUUACCCUUGAUGGCGUUGCCAGUCAAUCCAAAUCCAUUUCAGCGACCUCACUCCCGAGCGCGUGAUAUGUUGGGAUACCACCAAUAUCUCUACAGAACCUCAACGGUCUUGUUCGCACCAAAGAGCUUUCAUUUCUGGAGAGAUUAUUUGUGUGAAGCGGCGUGGGAGACCGAAUGGAUCUUCGAUGCUAUCGUCGCCCUAGGUUCAAUGCAUCGCGCAACCUUGUUAUUUUCGAAACAAGAUGGCAGCGACCGCGACCGCGGACUAGACACGAAAAUUGCUGCCAUCCAGACAUACAUCAGAGCGCUUGAAGGAGUGUCAAGGGAAAUGAACCAGUCAAAGAACCCUACACCUCUGGCAGUAGGUGUUAUGAUUCUUAUGGCAUAUAUCGAGUCUUCUCUGCGUGACUUGGAGUUGAUUUGUCGCAUCGUGAGGCCAUUUCCCAGCCCAUUGGAACCAAAUUUUCUGUCGAACGCAGAAAAGCUGACGAUCAAUCUCCCUGCCUCGUUCUUUGAAUUGGGAGCAAGCUGUUCCUCGGUAUUGAUUCAACAGCUACUGGAAUUCACCUCUGCGGAUCUUGAUGUCAAGCAUCUUAUAUGGUGUGUUUAUGCCGCACAUUAUAAGACUGUCUCGAAAGAAAAGAUCCUAGCAUUCUUGCAAGCUCUGGAUGACUGGAAGACAUAUAACUCAACAGCCUUUCAAACUCUGAAAGCAGAGGAAUUCCAUCUAGACCUUGAUGAGUUCUCAUAUCAAGGUCUGGAUAAAUUUCCAUUCCCACCACUGCCUCACAAGCAUAGUUCUUGGGAGUCAUGCCUUGUUUUAGCACUGUACAGCUUUUACAAGGCGCGUCUCCUCUGGGCACUAUGUCUUCUAGGAGACGAAGACCACAAAAUCGAAUUAGAUUCAUAUUUCCAUGUCUAUGAAUUACUGCGGUACACAAGGACCGCUUUGACGAUCUCCCAGCGAUCCUCUUCCGAAUCAAUGAUAACAUGUGAGAACUUAAGAAUUGGGUUUUCGCCGCUACUCUAUCUAGCGGGCCGCUGCUGUCCUUCAGCCCCAUGGCUUCGCUGGAUAAUUCAGGAGCUCGAAAAUAUUGGCCCAGAGGGGCUUUUCCACAACAAACCAUUUGCGGCAACACUUGAUCUUCUGUUAUCGUUAGAAGAAGUCAAAACGAGAGAUUUACAUUCAUCCUCUGAUGGGACAAGUUUUGUACACCCUUCCAUGCGAACGAUUGCCGUUUUCAUACCUGAUAUUGACGGCCGAAGCUUCGAAGCAUAUUAUGGACGUCUCCGAGGCUCUUUGGAUGAAACUAACACUCAAUUCGCUCUUUCUAAAGUUGCGCAUUGGUUAGAUACAACCAAGGAUACUGAGCCUUUCAUUGAGGAUUAUGAGAUAUACCCGCACCCAUUUUCUCCUAACUGGCUCAUGGAACGGCCUAUUGUGAAGAAGUGGUUGGACUGGAGUUGUGUCACGGAGUUUGAUUUGAAUCAAGUGAUCAAGGACCACAUUGCCGGGAAUCGUCUUCUGCUUGAAACUGCUGUUGAAGCAUGA